AUAUAUAACGUGCUACUAAAAUUUAAUUAUAUUAGAAAACUAUAAUAACAUACUUUAUUUAUCUAAAGCCAACUCAUAUGUAUCAAAACAACACUAUUAUCCAAAUCUAUACGAGAGAUUCUCUAGAAAUGAAUGUGAAGGGAAUCAUGGAUGGAAAAAGUAACACCAAUUGGAUUGUUAAGGAUGAUGAUGAGGUUACUGAUUCAACGUGUUCAUCUUUUUCAUCAUCAGAGAUGGAUGAUGAUAAAGAUCAAGAGGCAUCAUCCUCUUCAACUUCUAGUUUGUCGUCGUCAUCAUCAUCAAAUUUAAAUGGUCCUUUAUAUGAAUUAUCAGAACUCAUGAAUCAUCUUCCUAUAAAGAGAGGAUUGUCUAUGUUUUAUCAAGGGAAGGCACAGUCUUUUGUUUCUUUAGCAAUGGUGGAAAGCAUAGAAGAUCUUCCUAAGAAAGAGAAACAAAAUUACAGAAAUAAAGUGAAAUCAUGCAAGAAUUUUGGUGUGUGCACUCCAAAGGCAACAAUAGCAAAGAAAUCUUCAAGGGGGCCUUGUUUAACCGUAAUAAGUUCUAGAAGAAAGGGUUUCUUUGGAGGGUCUAGAUCUUCCUUUUCUGUAAACAAAAACUUUUGAAAUUUAAUCUUAAAAGAGUUUUUUUCUUAUGCAACAAAAUCAGGAAUUAAAGUUCUAUCGAUGAGUUUGAAACUUGUCAUGGAAGCAAAAUUAAAGAGGGGCAAUGAGAGUGCAAGUAGAAGAUUUUCAAAAUGCAAGCCUCUUAGAGAUAUAAUUUUUUUUUCAUUGAGCUUUUUAGUGCCGAGUUAGGAAAAAUUGAAAUUACUAGAUGGAUUGGAAUGAUUUUAUUGCAUUAUACAUAA
Lathyrus oleraceus (garden pea) is the source of this 865-nucleotide messenger RNA. RefSeq names its product protein OXIDATIVE STRESS 3. The transcript is spliced from 2 exons. The coding region runs from base 78 to 623 and encodes 181 amino acids. The record is from RefSeq and is a predicted model, not a curated record. Lineage: Eukaryota; Viridiplantae; Streptophyta; Magnoliopsida; Fabales; Fabaceae.